AUGAUAAUCCACUUACAAGGCAAUAAUACUUAUACUAAUAAUAAAAAUAGUUUGACUCAAAACGAUUUUCAUGAUUGUCCAUUACUAUUAGAUAAUAUUAUUGAUUUAAACACCGUAGAAGAUAAAAUUGCUGGCGAUCAUCAAUUUAAAUCACUUUUGGUUAACAAGUUUUCAUAUAUUGGUGGAAAACAUGUAAAAGCUAUGGUUAAAAGACUUAUGUCAAAAUUGUUUACUGACAAUCUUUUAUCUGAUUAUUCUUAUACUGGUAAAAAGGGUAAAAAACCAUUCUCAACACUUUUCAUCUGUUCAGUUAUAUUUGAUGCUAUUAAAAAACAAGUUAAAUUCUCAAAUAUUCCUAAAAAUGAAAUUGAAGAAACAAUCAACCGUGUAUUAGCUCAAGCUCCGUUCAACAUCAAAAGACAUCAGGACAAAACAACUAUUGUACGAUCAGUUUGA
Molecule: messenger RNA, 456 nt
Organism: Aphis gossypii (cotton aphid)
Lineage: Eukaryota; Metazoa; Arthropoda; Insecta; Hemiptera; Aphididae
Exons: 3
Coding region: 1-456 (151 amino acids)
Source: RefSeq, a predicted model, not a curated record